Messenger RNA from Dibothriocephalus latus, 321 nucleotides. The record is from the annotation of a GenBank genome assembly. Lineage: Eukaryota; Metazoa; Platyhelminthes; Cestoda; Diphyllobothriidea; Diphyllobothriidae.
GGCGAAGCUGAAGAAGCUCUGGCAGAGGCCAUGCCAGCCCUGGAAGCGGCCAAACGGGCCCUCGACGAGCUGGACAAGAAUGAUGUCACUGAAAUUCGAGCCUUCGCAACGCCCCCAAAACCGGUGCAAAUGGUCGGUGAGGCCUUGUGCUUCGUGAUGCAAGCCAGUGACUCGAGUUGGAAGUCGGCUCGAGGUCUGAUGGCUGACGCCGGUUUCAUCAACACCCUCCAGACUCUGGAUGCUGAGGCGAUACCCCAGAAGAAUAUAAAUGCAAUCAAAGGUAGGCGGACGGGGAAGCAGUUAUGCCUUCCUGUGAUUUAA